AUGUCGCGAUCACUAGCACGCCGCAUCUACUCCGACGUCUUCGCCAAAUGGCCCAAGCAGGACCUCCGACCCGACUACCAGUUCCAGGAUGUCCUCGCCAAGGUCGUUGACGAGCGCUUCAAGAACUACAAGCCAUCCAUCGAGCCCGAGGAGCUGCUAAAGGCGCGGGCGCUGCAAUUCCUGGUGCAGAACAAGUUUAGAGAUAGGUAUAAGCUUAAGGGUCCUAUGCUGGAACCCAAGAGCCAGCCGACGUACUUUGAAGACUUGGUCAGGGAGAUUGAGGAGGCGCCGAAGAGAACCUGGCUGGAGAGAUUGGGCAAGAGAUUGUCGGGAAUGAUUAGACUGCAAUGA
This is a messenger RNA of Trichoderma aggressivum f. europaeum, 351 nucleotides long. RefSeq lists its product as uncharacterized. The record is from RefSeq and is a predicted model, not a curated record. Gene Ontology annotation, molecular function: ribosome binding. Bases 1 to 351 code for a protein of 116 amino acids. Gene Ontology annotation, cellular component: mitochondrion; Cbp3p-Cbp6 complex. The transcript has 3 exons. Gene Ontology annotation, biological process: mitochondrial respiratory chain complex III assembly. Lineage: Eukaryota; Fungi; Ascomycota; Sordariomycetes; Hypocreales; Hypocreaceae.